UCUGGUCUACUCAUGUCCCUGUGCCCACAAUGUACUACGGCGAGAUCCCUACGGUCCGAACAUUAGAAGUCGUAAGUGAGGCUGCGUGAUUAGCUGUCUCUCUUUCUGUGCUAGACCAUCUGACAAGUAACAGGCGUAAUCUUCACUGAAAUAACAAAAGUCCACCAGCGCUGGACCAGCUAGACGCACUGGAAAGGAGAGACGAAGGCGAGAAGGCAUGCCGUGCGCAGCCAGGAAACCUCAGAUAAGCAAUUAAGAAAAUACAAACGCGCUGACAACACUAAACGAUUUUAAAGAUGCCGGCUUUUUAGGUCUUUUGACAAGGUAGGGUUUUCGUUUAAUUUAUGGAGCACAAGCCGUCAAUGGUUGCUCAUUUGGAUGCGUUUUGCUACCUCGCACAGAAACCUAAUUGAAAGACGCUAAUUUAUGGAGGCAGCAAUAUGCAUAGGUAACAGUUAUUGUCAACUCUCAAGGAGUGUCCUUUAUAUGUAGUUGUCUUUUAGCCUGAUAGUUGGCUAAUACCGUGUUUCAUCACGUUCCAAGUUCAAAUGACCCUGGGGAUUACUGCGUUAUUAACUUUUGCAUAACUUUUAAACAAUGUUUCAACAAGGGCACACUUUAACGUUCCGCCGUUUUCAAAAUAGAUUAUGUUUCUUUUGUGGUCGUGACUUGAUUUACAGAUAACUUCCAAAUCAAAGGACUAACAACAACGGGAAUGACAUUUACUUUUGUGUCCGAAUCGUAGGCACAGUGUAGGUAUGACUUCACGUUGAAAAAGGUGAAAGACAGUUCCCGAUUGAGUUUCUUAGGUAAAAUGUUAGCAAGCCCUUCAAACAACGGCGGUAUUAGAAUGUUGGUUCCCCCUGCUCAAAAUGACGAUAGACGGGUAGAGUUUGUGGCUCUCACUGCCGUCCACACGGAAAGAAGCGAGCCAUCGACCCCCGAGCGAGGACACCCAUCACACCGCACCGGGCUCUUGGGCACCCCGCUACCCGGACCUCCUGGACCCCGGGCGAACGCCUCAACGUCUAACAAGAGCUACAGAAAGUUCCAAAACUGCAUGUACAACAUUCUUGAGAGACCAAGAGGAUGGGCAUUCAUUUACCAUGCGUUCAUUUUCCUGAUGGUGUUCAGCUGCCUGGUGCUGUCUGUGUUCUCUACCAUCCCCGACCACCAUGAGGUAGCCAACGAAGGCCUCUUUAUCCUGGAGUUUGUGAUGAUCGUGGUGUUUGGGUUGGAGUACUUCGUCAGGGUGUGGGCCGCCGGCUGCUGCUCUCGCUAUCGAGGCUGGAAGGGACGACUCCGCUUCGCUAGGAAGCCCUUCUGUGUCAUAGACUUAAUUGUCUUUGUGGUGUCACUGGCGGUGAUCGCCGCGGGGACGCAGGGUAACAUCUUUGCCACGUCGGCGCUCCGCAGCAUGCGCUUCCUGCAGAUCCUGCGCAUGGUGCGCAUGGACCGCCGGGGGGGCACCUGGAAGCUGCUGGGCUCCGUGGUUUACGCACACAGCAAGGAGCUGAUCACAGCCUGGUACAUUGGAUUCCUGGUUCUAAUCUUUGCCUCCUUCUUGGUGUACCUGGCAGAGAAGGAUGACAACACGGAGUUUAACACCUAUGCUGACUCCCUCUGGUGGGGGACUAUCACGCUCACCACCAUAGGCUACGGUGACAAGACUCCGCACACCUGGCAGGGUCGUCUCCUAGCAGCAGCCUUCGCUCUCGUGGGCGUGUCCUUUUUUGCCCUCCCAGCCGGAAUCCUGGGGUCAGGCUUUGCUCUAAAGGUACAGGAGCAACACAGACAGAAGCACUUUGAGAAGAGAAGGACACCUGCUGCCAACCUGAUACAGGCUGCGUGGCGUCUCUACUCCACAGACGCUCAGCACUCCUACCUGACAGCCACAUGGUACUUCUAUGACAGCAUGCUUCCGUCCUUCAGAGAGCUGACGCUCUUGUUCAGUCACCUUCAGCGACAACGUAGCACCAAGAAGGUUCAUCACCCCUCCCACCACACCCUGCUGUCAGGGCUGAGACCCUACAGCUCUCCCUACCUGGGGGACAGGAAGACAGAAGCUCCAUGCAGCGGUAAGAUAGGAUUCCGAGACCGGAUGCGGAUGAACAACUCCCGGUCGUCUCAGGCGAUGCGUACCAAGGCGUCCCCGCUGCCCCCCGCGUCCAGCGUCCGCUGCUCUCCCAGCUCGGAGAACCUUCCACCAGCCACCAGCCCCGGGAAGGUGCAGAAGAGCUGGAGCUUCAACGACCGCACUCGUUUCCGGACGUCCCUCCGGCUCAAACCCCGCCCCCCUGUAGAUGUGGAAGGUGUUGGAGAGGACAGCAUGGAGGACAAGCCCUACUGUGAUGUGUCCAUGGAUGAGGUGAUCCCAGCAGUGAAGACUCUGAUCAGGGCAGUCAGGAUCCUGAAGUUCCUGGUGGCUAAAAGAAAGUUUAAGGAGACACUGCGCCCGUAUGACGUGAAGGAUGUGAUUGAGCAGUAUUCUGCAGGACACCUGGACAUGCUGGGCAGAAUCAAGAGCCUGCAAACGAGGCAUGAGCUACACACACACGCUCACACACACACGGACACACGUACGCACACCUACACGCACACACACACCUACACUCACACACACCCACAUCACCCACACAGCAUCCUGUGUUCACAGUGUGUGUUUCCCAGGGUGGACCAGAUCGUGGGUCGUGGGGCCAACCAGUCUGAUAAGAAGGUACGCAGUGAUAAAGGAGAGAAGACUCCUCCAGAACUGGACCCACUUGAUGAGCUGAGCAUGAUGGGACGUGUCAUCAAAGUGGAGAAACAGGUGCAGUCUAUAGAGAACAAGAUCGACCUCCUCCUCAACUUCUACUCCCAGUGCCUGAAGAAAGGCUCGUCUCACUUCACCAUAUCCUCCCUGCUGGAGCCCGACAUCACGUCAGACUACCACAGCCCCACGGAACAGCGGGAGCUCUUCCCGUCCGUCACCACUCUCAACAUCUCCCACUCCGGGAGCAGCACCUUGGAAUGACAGGGAGAGGCCCGGAGAGGAACGCUGGAACACACACACACACACACACCCACACAUACACACACACACCGUCAGGCCCUUAACGCAUACUUUAAUCCCCCCACCCGCCCAUCACGACGACGCUCCGGGCCUCUGCAAACAAGGAGCGUUGCCGAGAUGACACGAGCCGUCCCGACUGAAGCAUGAAAUCCAAAUCUAGAAUAUUACUAAAAGUCACUAUACUGACUAGAAUCCCUUAAGGGACCCUUUUAGAAUCCGCAAUGGAUUAGAAUGCUCGAAUAGUCACUUCAAAAAUGUCCCAUUUUGCUUCUCGGUUCACUUCUUUCAAUAUCUCUUUUUUCUUCAUCCACCUGACCAACCAUUUUUCCUUGUUUUCCCUUCACACUGUCUUCCAUCGCUUAUUCAAGGCCCUUACCCAAAGCCUGACCUCUCCUCUCAAGCGAAUGUUUCCAUCUGAGCUCAUUAUGCAUCCUUCAGUGAACCUACUGCCCACAGCCACCGGAGGGCGCCACAUGAGCAGUGUCUCCUUCAUUCACAGUCCCUUAAGGGGAGAAAACAAAAACACCAUCUCUUAUAUUUCAAAUCUGCAACUGUAGAUUUCUGUGACUUUGAGAAGGAAAAAAACUAUGGUUUUGUACAUUUUCAACAAAGAUUUUUUUUUUCUUGUCCUUGUUUAGUUUAUUUGUGUAGUUUCCUAGUCAGUAGACUUCCAAAACAGCUACUGGAGUCUACUGUAACUGCUCCAACGAUCAAACUGUUUUGUGUUUAACUUUGAUUUGGACAAACCGUAUUGGUACUCUAUAUCAGGCACUGGUCUGAUAUUGUCACACCUCUCACAACGUAUGAUGAAUGUACUGUAGAUGGCCGAUGCUCGGUUCACCAUUUCGUCCCCAGACCAACCAGUCAAUCACCACAGGGCUUCCACCACAAGAUGGAGGACCGCAUACUUGACAGACGAAGAACCAACAGCCAUGUUACACCGAGCAUCCUGCCAUCUGCACCCCCCUGACCUGCUUGGUCUGUGCCCUGCAUGGUACUGCUGGACGAGACGACCCCUGCGUGUUCAGGGGGUCUUCCAGGCAAGGACCUUUCUGGGUUAGAACUUCAAAACAUCUUAAAAUGUGGGAUCAGACUGUUGAAGAUGAGAGAAUGUUGUCUUGCUCUGAGCUUGUUGUUUGUUGUGAAUGUGGCUCCGUUCAGCCGUGGUGUUUGGAACGCUUCUGUGAGUUUGCUGCUCCCCCUCCAUGUCCAUCACCAUCAAGCCCACUUUGCAAAAAUAAUUCGAGAUCUCCUCUCUGUCAGCCGUAACCGACAUUCUAGUGCGUGGCUAUCAGAGAGAUGAAGCCUUUCAUCUCCAUCGUUUGGGUCCUUCUUGGUCAUGAGGGAGACCCAUGAUGGAGUUAAUUUCCAUCGACAGAGUUGGAAGCACUGCGAGGCACUAGGAGAGCCUUGGGAGAACCUUGGGAG
This is a messenger RNA of Osmerus eperlanus (European smelt), 4480 nucleotides long. Its product is annotated as potassium voltage-gated channel subfamily KQT member 4. Gene Ontology annotation, cellular component: voltage-gated potassium channel complex; membrane. The record is from RefSeq and is a predicted model, not a curated record. The coding region runs from base 815 to 3013 and encodes 732 amino acids. Gene Ontology annotation, biological process: potassium ion transmembrane transport. Gene Ontology annotation, molecular function: voltage-gated potassium channel activity. NCBI's taxonomy places the organism in Eukaryota, Metazoa, Chordata, Actinopteri, Osmeriformes, Osmeridae. The transcript is spliced from 14 exons.